Molecule: messenger RNA, 774 nt
Organism: Zymoseptoria tritici IPO323
Lineage: Eukaryota; Fungi; Ascomycota; Dothideomycetes; Mycosphaerellales; Mycosphaerellaceae
Exons: 3
Coding region: 1-774 (257 amino acids)
Molecular function (GO): oxidoreductase activity
Source: RefSeq, a predicted model, not a curated record
AUGGCACCAACGCAACCUCGCACCCUCGAAGGCAAAGUCGCCAUAGUGACAGGCUCGACACGAGGCAUCGGCCGCUCCAUCGCCCUCGAUUUGGCCGCCCGCGGCGCCAAAGUGACCAUCACCUACACAAGCGACAAGUCUCAGUCAGCAGCCAAAGAGCUCAUCUCCGAGAUCAAAACUUCAGCCAACAGCGACGCCGUCGCUGUGCAAGCCGAUCUUCGGGACACUGCCUCCCCAAGGAAGAUCGUCGACGAGACUGUCAAAGCUUUCGGCAAGGACAUCGACAUCCUCGUCAACAAUGCCGCCGAGUUCGCCUCCGUUCCAUUGCAAGACAUCACUCUCGAACACUACGACUCCAUCCUGAACCUCAAUCUCCGGGCUCCCCUUUUGAUGCUGCAAGCCGUCCUUCCUCACCUCCGCCGCCCUGGCCGAAUCAUCAACCUUUCCUCCGUCGGCGCUCGAGGCGGCUACCCAGGAGUAUCGAUGUACGCCGCCUCCAAAGGCGCUUUGGAGGCCAUGAGCCGCACUUGGGCGACGGAGCUGGGCGGCGAUGGAACCACGGUGAAUUGUGUCAAUCCUGGACCGGUACAGACGGAGAUGUUCGAUGCCGUUGAUCCGGAGAUUGUCAAGCCUCAAUUGGAAGCAACCGCUGUGGAAAAGAGAGUUGCGAAGACUGAGGAGAUUGCGGAGAUUGUCGGGUUCUUGGCGGAGGGAAGGAGUAGCUGGGUAUCGGGGCAGUGCAUUGGUGCCAGUGGAGGGUUACAGAUGUACUGA